Boleophthalmus pectinirostris (great blue-spotted mudskipper) is the source of this 4774-nucleotide messenger RNA. Its product is annotated as alpha-protein kinase 3. The coding region runs from base 1 to 4395 and encodes 1464 amino acids. Gene Ontology annotation, cellular component: nucleus. Gene Ontology annotation, molecular function: ATP binding; protein serine/threonine kinase activity. NCBI's taxonomy places the organism in Eukaryota, Metazoa, Chordata, Actinopteri, Gobiiformes, Gobiidae. The transcript is spliced from 13 exons. Gene Ontology annotation, biological process: protein phosphorylation; cardiac muscle cell development. The record is from RefSeq and is a predicted model, not a curated record.
AUGGGUUCACGGAGGACAAUGAACCGUUCCCUGUCUGGCAAUGGGAGAUCCCUAAACGGGACAGAAGUGAGAGGGAGCAGUCGUCCCCCUGGGUGCAGCUAUCUCUCCAGUGUGAGGCCAGAGAACAGGAGCACUCUGUGCAGUGUCAUUGCACAGUUAACAGAAGAGACUCAGCCUUUCUUUGAAGUAACUCUGAAAUCCCGGGCUGUCUCUGAGAGCUGCAAUGUCAAGUUCACAUGUGUCGUCACAGGGUACCCUGCACCUCAGAUCACCUGGUAUAAGGACGACAUUCAGUUAGACAGAUACUGUGGUCUACCAAAAUAUGAAAUAUUCCGCAAUGGUCAGAAUCAUUCCCUGCACAUAUACAACUGCACUGAAGAGGAUGCAGCAAUAUACCAGGCCUCUGCCAUUAACACUAAAGGCAUUGUAUCCUGCUCUGGGGUUCUUGAAGUGGGUGAGAUGAAUGAGUUUAAGAUCCACCAACGUUACUUUUCCAAACUCAAGCAAAAAGCUGAGAAUAAACGCAGGGAAGCUGAGGAGAAGGAAAACCAGGAACCAGAGAGGACCAUCAGCCCAGACAGAGCUCAGAGGAAACGUCGCUCCACUGUAGGGGGCUACAUCAGCGCACCGAGCUCUACAGAGGAGGACACUGGCGAGGCAUACCAGCAGGAGACUUCUGCAGAGGUCAAGGCCAAAGUACAGGAGAGCAGUGUGGAGGAGGUCAAAGACACUAAUAGAACCAUGGAGUCCAUAGAGUCUCAUUUAUUGAAUGGUCAGGACUCCAAAGAGAACACACCCUCACCAGGGAUACACAUAACCGACUCUGCUCAGAAGAUGUUUACUGCACAACCCAAAACUCUUUUUGGAAAGAAACUGAAAAUUUCUAACCCAGCUAAAGCUGAUCCUGAGGAGACAAAUGGGCAUGAAAAGGAGGUGAAAGCCUCUUUGGCUGGUUCAGAGUUACCCAAAUCUCCAAAAAAGACAAAACAUUUGAUGGAUGUGGAAAAUAGUGCUACUUCAACCUCUGUGCUUCCUUCUUUUAAAUCUUUGAAAAGACGUGUAACAAGUAUUGGUGGCAAACAAGGCUUAAGUCAGGAAAAGGUUGAUCAUAAAACACCUAAAGAAAAUGUAAAAGUACAGAAUGGAAGUCCCUCCAAUAACCCCUCUCCUAUGGUACCUCCCAGAGCUUCAAAACUCCAGCUGCCUCAGCCAACAAUAAAACAGGAUAACAGUACAACACCUAAGGUCAUAGACAGGGAUAAGAAGGCACAGGGUUUGUCCCCUGAUAUGACUCCCCACACAGACACAUCAUGUGACAGUGGGACUGCUCUGCCUCAGCCUCCAUGUCAGCAGGUCAGACAAGAGCCGGCCCAAAGGGAAACAAGACCUGACCAAAAAAGAGGGCGCAUGCCCACACCAGUGCAGAAGAGAGAGGCUACACAGGCCCAAGCAAAGACACAGAGGAAUGAGGCACCUGUUGACCUUGAGCUGAAGCCCAAGCUCCACACAACAGUGGAAGCGGAGACGCCCCCCUCUGAGACGACAGAACAGGACAGGCGUGGUUUGUCUUUGCACUCUGGUCUUCACAAGGCCAUGGACAACAUGAGCCAGGACACACAGGAUCAUUCCAGGGGAUCAGGUGAAAUCUGUGUGGGCCUUUUAGCAGACACACAGAAGCCACCACUCAAAAGCUCUACUACCGCUGAGAACAAGUCCAAGUGUAAUGUUCCUCCCGGUGUACAGCAAAGCCAACCUAAUAUGCCCAUAAAAACAACUGAAGGGACUGAUAUACAACUUCAUGAGAAGGUAAAAGGGCAGGAGACUAAUUCAUUAACAUCACCGUCGACCGGUGGGGCUCAAAGUGAAGAGGAUAAAAUGAGUUCUGCUGAAAAAGCCAGAAAUAUUGAUGAAAUGGCAGUGAACCUAUCACAAGAAGAAAAAGAAUGUAAAGGUUCAGUAAAAUCUCUACAAGUGUCAUCAAGAGGACAUAGUCUGUUGCAGCCAGAAGAAAAUACACAGAUUACAAAUAAAACAGACAUGUUUUUGGAGUCAGAGCCAAAAGACCUUCAAAAAUGUUCAUCACCCAUUCCAAAUAUAAUAUCUAUUGCUGAACUCCUGAGGUCACAAAUAAAUGCUCUUGAGGAGUCGAUUUCCUCACGAAUAGCCCAAGUAGACAAUAGAGAAUGUCCCACUGGGAGGGGAGUGGGUAGUGAAAGCAACACCACCAACAUAAACAAAGACGUGCUUAUUGAUAAGAGCCCACCUCAAACCAUUAAGGAGACACUAAUGCAAAUUUACAAUGAGUUGAUCAAAACUAAGGAACUCUUUGUGGAAGAAGCUCCAGUUUUAUCAAACUGUACACAGCCUCUUGAGUCUGUAGAAAUCCCUUCUUCAGUUACACCAGAAAAAACUAUAUAUAGUGAGAUAAAUGAACACAAAGCAACCAACUGCCUGUCUGAAACAGGGUUACCUCUGAAGGACAGAGAAGAGGAGCCUCCCAAUGAUGAAUCUGUGCACGACACUGAUACACAGGCAGUGACCAAACAACCUCCUGUAUUGAAGCUGGAUUGUGUUCCGGUUGUAGAGGUUAGAGAAAUGUUUGCAGCACCACUCACUUAUAAUAGCAAUAUGGACGAACCUAAAUCAAACACAAGUAGUUUGGAGAAUGUUCAAGAGCUUCCUGUUCCAAGUGCUUCGGACAGUGUAGGUAUCUUACAAAAGAACAAUAAUCUCACUGAAGACACUGAAAAGGCGGUUAUCUUGCCUCAUCUUAUUCUUGACAUUAGUCCAAUGUUAGAGAAAAGAGAUUGUGAUUCUAUUCCUUCUGCAACUCCACAAGAACUUGCAUCUGGAGCCAGACGCAAAAUCCCCACACAUAAAACCAAACUGGAGGAAGUGGAACCCCCUACUGCCAACAAUGACUUCAAUCCUGUAAGUGUUUCUACUUCUCCACGACUUUGUCGACAUUCAGCACUGCUUCAGCCCAAUGUAGAACCUGCAUCACCCAAGAAAAAACGCUCCCCACUCCUGAGUAGAAAGAAGUCACCUGUUGAGAUCCAAAGUCCACAAACCCCCGAGCCUCCAGAUAUUAAAUCUGAGGAGUGCCCUGCAAACAAGAACAAGAAUGAUCCCUACAGAGCGCCACAAGUCAUUCGAAAAAUUAGGGGGGAAACUUUUGCUGACCACUCAGGAAACAUGAAACUGUGGUGCCAGUUCUUCAAUGUCCUCAGUGAAUCUACUGUUACAUGGUAUAGAGAUGAACUGGUAAUAGCUAAAAUGUUAAAAAGUGCAGGGGAUGAAACAAAAGUCAAUCUUGCUCUUGCCCAAGCCACAUCCCUCGACACUGGUGUUUAUGGAUGCACAAUUACAAAUGAAUAUGGGACAGACUCAACAGAUUUUCUGCUCAGUGCUGAGGUUUUGAGUGGAAUGUCUCUGCAAGAAGAUCUUGGUGUUGGAGAGGAAAUUGAACUAACGCCUCUAAUAUUCAACAAAGGAGUGGCUGAUUCUUGUGUGUGGGGGAACAAAUUAUUUGGCCGCAUAAUGGUGCAAGAAAGUCGUCUUGGUGGAGGAUUUUCCCAUAAAACCUGGAGGGCCAAAGUCAUUUAUGGUCUUGAGCCUGUGUUUGAGUCUGGUAACUUGUGCAUUAUUAAAGUAUGCAAUCCCAUUGUAUAUGGAGGUAAAGGGGAAGGUCUGCUGAUAGAAAAGAAUCAAGAAGGUGUUCAACAGGUGUGUAAAAUUCAAAACCUUGUUCGAGAAUACUGCAAGAUUUUCUCUGCAGAGGCAAGAGCAAUAGAAAGUUUUGGCUCCUCCCUUGAAGUGAUCCCAGUUUACCUGAUGUAUCGACCAGCCAACAGCAUACCAUACUGCACAGUGGAGACUGAUCUGAAGGGGGAGUAUAGCAGAUACUGUGGAAUGGAUCACACAGGAAGGUUAGAUAUGAGGAGUGGAUCGGAGGUGGAGCAGAAGUGUUGUGCACUGCUGCACUGGAUCUUUCAGUGGACCAGCGGAAACAUGCUUUUCACCAAGUUAGAAGGUGUUGACUUUAAGAUCACAAAUGUUGGAAUUUCUGUCAAAUCUCACGGGCACCAAGGUCUCCCUCUUGAGGGAAAUCCAAAAGUAUUUGAACAGUUUGUUACCCAGCAUCAGUGUAAUUAUUUCUGUGGCUUGCUGGGUCUACGAUCACUAAAGGUUAUUGAGUCACUAUUGAUGCCUACUAAACCUAAAGGCUCCAAAAGUCCAUUGGUUCAACGUAAAAUGGGCACUGGCUCUUCAAGCCCUCAGGCUGGACGGAAGACAUCUGCUAGCCCCAGGAUACCUAAGAAGAUCCAGCAAGAUGGCCAAAGAACUCCCUCUGAACAAAAACUUGCAGAUGAAUCCAUGCCAAGAAUAAGCUGAGUAUUAGUCAUUCAAACUGUGAUGUCUCUAUGUAUCAGUUCAUAGAAUAACUGAAAGUAGCAACAAACAUCUAUAGAAAUAUUUCUAACUAGUCAAGUAAUUCUAGUUAUCAUCUUACAUUUUGCUUUGUCAGGCAUCAUUCCUAUGCAUCAGCUCUUAUAAAUGUAGGUUACUAGGCUGAUACAAAACUGAUUCACAGUCUGCAGUAAGUACAGUUGCAGAGUUACAGAUGACAAAUGAUUUAAGUUCAUAGGAUCAUCAUCAUCAAGAUAUCACUCAAGCCAAAUGUAGCAACAUUGGUGUUUGUCCACUUGCUAAUAUGAUCUUUUCUAGUGGGUCUCUGGGUCAUGAUUAUGUGUUUGAAAGCACCUUUAAAUAA